CCCAGGUGUGUGUGUCAUUGUUUCGUAAAUUAAAUUUCACCGGCGUAUUAAAUUUGGUACCAGGACCAAUGGGACACGGACUUCCAGAGACUAUAACGGUCUGGGUUUUUCCAAAAGCGAGAGGUAAAGGUGAAAGUUUUACGUUGAAUUUUCCGGAAAUUUUCCUCUACAUUCGCAAACAUUGGUAUGUUUCAUUUGAAGAUGAUUGGGAAUAG
Molecule: messenger RNA, 215 nt
Organism: Funneliformis mosseae
Lineage: Eukaryota; Fungi; Glomeromycota; Glomeromycetes; Glomerales; Glomeraceae
Source: the annotation of a GenBank genome assembly